Populus trichocarpa (black cottonwood) is the source of this 3298-nucleotide messenger RNA. Its product is annotated as probable inactive ATP-dependent zinc metalloprotease FTSHI 1, chloroplastic. Gene Ontology annotation, molecular function: metalloendopeptidase activity; ATP hydrolysis activity; ATP binding. The transcript has 15 exons. Gene Ontology annotation, biological process: proteolysis. The record is from RefSeq and is a predicted model, not a curated record. Gene Ontology annotation, cellular component: chloroplast thylakoid. Bases 227 to 3025 code for a protein of 932 amino acids. NCBI's taxonomy places the organism in Eukaryota, Viridiplantae, Streptophyta, Magnoliopsida, Malpighiales, Salicaceae.
GAAAAAGGAUUAGGUUUAGUACACAGCAACAGCAUGGAUAAAACUUUUUAUUUGGGAUGAAAAUGAAGGUUCUGAUAUAUAUUGCGGAUUAAACUGUUGUUAUCCAUUUUUAUCAACCAGUUGCCCUUCUGACCAUUUCAUUUCAACUCCACAAAAAAUCCCCAACCCCAUCCAUGAAGGUCUAAUUUCUUAAACCCUAAAAUGCAAUUGUUGUAGCUGCAAAUAAAUGACUAGCAUUGACACUCUAUUCUCUCUCAGGGUUUGUCUUCCCAAACCCUAUAAAAAACCCUUAAAAUCCCCUCCAAAAUUUAGAUCGAAAACCCUAUUUCUUAACCGAUCACUCACAGUCUUAUGCGAGGUGAAUUCAGCCUCCACGGCACAGUCAGGUGACACUAACAAAGAAGAUUUUGUCACUAGAGUUUUGAAGCAAAACCCUAGCCAAAUUGAACCCAGAUACUUAAUCGGUGACAAGUUUUAUACUUCGAAGGAAAAACAGGAUUUGAGCAAGAAAAAAAAUGUGGGGUUUAUUGAAAUUGUGGACAGGUUUUUGAAUUUGAAAGGCAAAGUGAAAAAAGAGGGAAAUGAGAGUGAAAAUGAGGAAAAGGCUGUGUACUUGAAGGAUAUUUUGAGGGAGUACAAGGGAAAGCUUUAUGUACCUGAGCAGGUUUUCAGUGUAAAGUUAUCUGAAGAAGAGGAGUUUGAUAGGAAUUUGGAAGAAUUGCCAAAAAUGGGAUUUGAAGAUUUUAAGAAAGCAAUGGAGAGUGAAAAGGUCAAGUUAUUGACUUCAAAGGAAGCUGCAAUGGGUACUUAUGCAAAUGAUUAUAGGGGUUUUAUUGUUGAUUUGAAGGAAAUUCCUGGCGAGAAGAGUUUGCAUAGAACAAAAUGGACAAUGAGAUUAAAUGAGAAUGAAGCUCAAACACUUUUGGAGGAGUAUACGGGUCCAUUCUAUGAAAUAGAGAGGCAUAUGGCGUCUUCAGUAGGAAAGUUGCCAGAGUACCCUCAUCCAGUGGCAUCUUCCAUAUCUAGCAGAAUGAUGGUAGAGCUUGGAAUGGUGACUGCUGUGAUGGCUGCUGCAGCAGUUGUUGUUGGAGGGUUCCUAGCUUCUGCAGUAUUUGCUGUUACCAGUUUUAUUUUUGUGGCAACUGUAUAUGUUGCAUGGCCUAUAGCCAAGCCAUUUGUUAAACUGUUUCUUGGUCUAACCUUUAGUAUUUUAGAGGGAGUUUGGGAUUAUGUGGUUGAUAUUUUCAGUGAUGGAGGGCUCUUCUCUAAGUUUUAUGAAUUCUACACUUUUGGUGGUGUCUCUGCCAGCAUCGAAAUGCUAAAACCAAUAAUGCUCGUGCUUUUAACCAUGGUCCUUCUAGUCCGUUUCACUCUUUCGAGAAGACCUAAGAACUUCAGGAAGUGGGAUUUAUGGCAAGGAAUUGAUUUUUCACGUUCUAAAGCAGAAGCUCGUGUUGAUGGUUCAACUGGAGUUAAAUUUAGUGACGUGGCUGGGAUUGAUGAAGCAGUAGAGGAACUUCAAGAGUUGGUGAGAUACUUGAAGAAUCCAGAACUGUUUGAUAAAAUGGGAAUAAAGCCUCCACAUGGAGUACUUUUGGAAGGUGCUCCUGGAUGCGGCAAGACCCUGGUUGCAAAGGCUAUAGCAGGUGAAGCUGGAGUUCCAUUUUACCAAAUGGCUGGAUCUGAAUUUGUUGAAGUUUUAGUUGGUGUUGGUUCUGCUCGUAUCAGAGAUCUUUUCAAGAGAGCCAAGGUAAAUAAACCAUCAGUUAUAUUCAUUGAUGAAAUUGAUGCAUUGGCAACUAGGCGUCAAGGGAUUUUCAAGGAAUCUACUGACCACCUGUAUAAUGCUGCCACUCAAGAGAGGGAAACUACAUUGAAUCAGCUUUUGAUAGAGCUUGAUGGGUUUGACACUGGAAAAGGUGUUAUAUUUCUAGCUGCAACAAAUCGUAGGGACUUGUUAGAUCCAGCACUUCUUCGGCCAGGUCGUUUUGAUCGCAAGAUAAGAAUUCGACCUCCUAAUGCUAAAGGGAGAUUGGAAAUUUUGAAAAUCCAUGCAAGCAAAGUGAAAAUGUCAGAUUCUGUUGAUUUGUCUACUUAUGGAAAAAAUUUACCGGGAUGGACUGGAGCAAAAUUAGCUCAGCUGGUCCAAGAGGCUGCUCUUGUGGCGGUCAGGCAAGGGCAUGCGGCAAUUCUUCAGUCAGACAUGGAUGAUGCAGUAGACCGACUUACUGUUGGACCAAAGCGUGUAGGAAUAGAGUUGGGUCAUCAGGGGCAGUGCCGUAGAGCCACUACUGAACUGGGAGUUGUAAUGACAUCUCAUUUGCUUAGGCGAUAUGAAAAUGCAAAGGUUGAAUGUUGUGAUCGGAUUUCAAUUGUCCCUCGCGGUCAGACAUUAUCACAACUUGUGUUUCAUCGACUUGAUGACGAAUCAUACAUGUUUGAGCGUUUACCUCAGCUGCUGCAUCGUCUUCAGGUUUUUCUUGGAGGGAGGGCAGCUGAAGAGGUCAUUUAUGGACGGGAUACAUCAAGGGCAUCAGUUUCCUACCUUGCAGAUGCAUCUUGGCUUGCUCGUAAAAUUAUAACUAUAUGGAACUUGGAGAAUCCAAUGGUAAUACAUGGAGAACCGCCUCCUUGGAGAAAGAAAGUUAGAUUCAUGGGCCCACGGCUGGAUUUUGAAGGAUCACUUUAUGAUGACUAUGACCUAAUUGAACCCCCUAUCAACUUCAAUUUGGAUGAUCAAGUUGCCCAAAGGACUGAGAAGCUGAUAUGUGAUAUGUAUGGAAGGACAGUUUCUCUGCUAAAACGGCACCAUGCAGCUUUGCUCAAAGCUGUGAAGGUUCUUCUUAAUCAGAAGGAAAUCAGUGGAGAAGAAAUUGAUUAUAUUUUGAACAAUUACCCUCCGCAAACACGGUUAAGUCUUCUUCUGGAGGAGGAAAAUCCAGGAAUCCUUCCCUUCUUCAAACAAGAACUGGAGAAUGAAUUAGAUUAUGCGUUGCUAACAACAUCAGAAGGAAAAACCCCAUGAUUACCCAGCAGUUCACCACUGUAUGAGAACACGAGCGAGACACGUGAAAUUUUGCUGUCUAGUAAUGGAUGAUGGUUAUAAUUGUUUUGCACUUGACUAGUUGCAUACCAGUGUCAUUGCCCGGGUAGAGCGACACCGAGAUAAAGAAAAAAAAACAAUUUUUGAUGACAUUAGAGAUAAAACAAUGUUUAUAUGUUGAUGCUUGUACCAAACAUGUUGUUAAUCUUCACUUGACUAAAAAGUUAAUCAAGGCCACUCGUCUUCUUGAGUGAA